AGUAGCAGUAGUAGUAGUAGUAGUAGUAGUAGUAGUCUUUCUCUUGUUGUCAGGUUCAUUAUGGCGGUGAACAUACCAGGAGUGAUUGCUAUGGUGUUUUUCUAUCUGCUGGUGCUUGGGACGGGCAUCUGGGCUUCCUUCAAAUCCAAAAGGAAGCAGAGGAAAAAUGGUGCGUCUGAACUAGAGAUGACUCUUCUGGGGAACCGACAGAUCAACUUGGUGGUGGGAGUCUUCACAAUGACAGGUGGAUUCGUGUUUGCUAAACCAUUACGAGACAAAAAGUGUGUCACCAUGAUGGAUCCCUUUCAUAGGAAGUACGGGAAAGGGAUUACAUCUUUCUUCUGCCUGGUUUCAGUUUGUCUUGAUUUACUCUGUAUGGCCUCCACAUUCAUUGGCUUGGGUGCCACGGUCAGUGUGGUUCUGGACCUGUCCUACACUGUGAGCAUCUGGAUCUCUGCAGCUGUGGCCAUCAUCUACACUCUGAUGGGAGGACUCUACUCUGUGGCCUACACGGACAUCAUCCAACUCGUCAUUAUAUUCAUCAGCUUGUGGCUCUGUGUUCCGUUUAUUCUGAUGAACCCUCACACUGUCCACAUCGAUGAGACUCUGAUGAACAACACUCUGCACACACCCUGGAUUGGCAAACCACAUUUAGAAAGGAUCUGGAUUAUGUUGGACAACUUCUUACAAAUGUCCAUUGGAAGCAUGGCGUUCCAGUGUUUGCAUCAGAGAACCCUGUCUGCUUCCUCCACUGGUACAGCCAAGAUCACCUGCUGUGUAGCCGCCGUCCUCUUGUUAAUAUGUGGGAUUCCUCCUGUUUUGUUUGGAGCAGCGGCUGCUUCCACAGACUGGAACCAGACGUCGUACGGGUCUCCCUCUCCUUAUGAACGAGGAGAAGCCGCUCUGGUGCUGCCCAUCAUGCUGCAGACCCUCACUCCCUCUUACAUCUCCAUCAUUGCGAUUGGCUGUGUGGCCGCGGCUGUCAUGUCCUCAGCAGACUCCACGAUUAUGGCUGCGGCCUCAGUUUUCUCUGCAAACGUCUACAAGAACAUAGUGAGGCCCAUGGCAUCGGAGCGAGAAAUGCAGUGGGUGAUCCGUGCUUCGGUGGUUGUGAUAGGUGCAUGUGGGACGUCACUGACCAUGUUAAAAAACAGUGCCAUUUUGUUUUGGCUUCUUGCUGCUGACAUAGGUUAUAUUGUCGUAUUCCCCCAGUUCUUUUGCGUCCUCUUCUUCAACAUCUCAAAUAGUUAUGGCGCCAUCAUGGGGUUUCUGGUGGGGUUUCCUUUACGGCUGCUGUGUGGAGAACCUUCAGUCGGGUUACCUGCAGUACUACACUUCCCAGGAUGCACUCUGGAGGAUGGCGUUUACGUUCAGUACUCUCCUGUUAAAACCAUCUGCAUGUUGGUGACGCUCUCUUCAGUUUUGCUCUUUUCUUACCUGGCCUCUCUGCUCUUCAAUCGAGGCCUGCUUCCAGAGAGAUGGGAUGUGUUUCAAGUCAAAGCUACAUUAACACAAUCAAGAAGAAACCAUGAUGGUGAAAAAGAGGAUCUGAGUGUGCCAAAGGGAGAGUACAACAUGGACACUCUGCAGCCAAUGAUAAGAACGUGAUUAAA
Messenger RNA from Periophthalmus magnuspinnatus, 1613 nucleotides. RefSeq names its product high-affinity choline transporter 1-like. Lineage: Eukaryota; Metazoa; Chordata; Actinopteri; Gobiiformes; Gobiidae. Gene Ontology annotation, cellular component: plasma membrane. Gene Ontology annotation, molecular function: choline:sodium symporter activity. The transcript has 7 exons. The coding region runs from base 61 to 1608 and encodes 515 amino acids. The record is from RefSeq and is a predicted model, not a curated record. Gene Ontology annotation, biological process: transmembrane transport; acetylcholine biosynthetic process; choline transport.